AUGCAGUUAUUUGAGAUACUAAAAGUUUUAGAUGACUUGAAGCACCUGAAACGAACCGGUUGGAUAAAAAUUGGAGUUCCUGAGCCAGAAACAGUUGCUUCUCACAUGUACCGUAUGGCAGUUUUGGCAAUGGCGUUAGAGAUCCCCGACGUAGACAGGAUGAAGUGCGUUCAAAUGGCAUUGGUACAUGAUAUUGGAGAGGCGAUUGCAGGCGAUAUAACUCCUUUUUGCGGCAUAACAGUUGAAAAAAAAUACCAGCUUGAGGAAGAAGCUUUAUUUGCAAUUGGAGAAAUGGUACCAAAGAAUAUUGCCGCUGACUGGAUAUCCUUAUGGAGAGAGUUUGAGAAGGGGACUAGUAACGAGGCGGUAGUUGUAAAACAGCUUGAUAAGUUUGAUAUGAUCGCUCAAGCGUUCCAAUAUGAGCAGAAAUAUAACAUAGACUGUGAACAGUUUUUCACAGCGACAAUGAACUAUUUCAUCACAGAACCAUUUUUGUCAUGGGAUCGUGAACUCCGCAGUAAACGUACGAAAUUAUUAGAGGAGAAGAUGUUGAAGUAA
Enterobius vermicularis (human pinworm) is the source of this 558-nucleotide messenger RNA. Lineage: Eukaryota; Metazoa; Nematoda; Chromadorea; Rhabditida; Oxyuridae. The record is from the annotation of a GenBank genome assembly.